Branchiostoma floridae (Florida lancelet) is the source of this 2662-nucleotide messenger RNA. Its product is annotated as meiosis 1 arrest protein-like. Gene Ontology annotation, biological process: meiosis I; male meiosis chromosome separation; spermatogenesis. Lineage: Eukaryota; Metazoa; Chordata; Leptocardii; Amphioxiformes; Branchiostomatidae. The transcript is spliced from 15 exons. The record is from RefSeq and is a predicted model, not a curated record. The coding region runs from base 73 to 1944 and encodes 623 amino acids.
GAAGCACUGAGAUGCUACAUAUAUCAUUCUUACUAAGCUACAGGGAUGGUUACAAUGUGACCCUCUAAACCAAUGUUAAAACCAAUGUUUAAAAACAUAUUUGCAAGUCAUAUUUCAGACGAGUUGGACAGAGAGAGAUUCCCCACCAUGAACAAGCAGCAGUUGACAUGGAACCAGUUUGCAAGACAGCCAGCCCAUGUAGUCCUGGUUGACUUCAGUCCUCCCUUUGGCAGUGAGAGCUGCUGUCAGGUACAGCAGGCACUCCAGGACAUCCUGGCUCUGGCAGCAAACAUCACAGGACCUCCCAGGGUCCCCUUCUUUGGCCUGUUUGCCAUUGGAACAUAUCCAGAGGCACUUCUUCCAUUGCAAGCUGUGCGAGGAAACCUCUCCAAGAUACACACAGCCCUUCAGGAGCUCCUGAGCUUCCAGAGGGAGGGGCUUGUAGGAGGGAAGACUGCUGGGUGUCUGGGGCAGGGGCUACAAGAUGCCAUGGCUCAGUUCAAAAGGCAGCAACACCUGUACAAACAGCUUGAGUUGAUGGUGGUAACCUGUCGUCCCAGCAACAUUGUGAACAAGGAAGUGGAGAGGGCAUGCUCUGUUCUGGACAUGGAUGUAUUGAAGAAGGUACAGGUGGUGUGCAUGAGCCAGCCGGAGGAUCUGGGAGCCUCGGACCUCUACAUGUUAGAUGACAGUCCUGGUAGCACUGCAGCUACUGAAAGUGAAGGUGGACUAAACUGUGGAAUGGUGGAUGUGGUGCAUCUAGACAAUGAUGGAGUGAGCCUGCAUCAGUUCUUGAAAGGCUGGCUGGUGGACAGUGGUACAGACAGGGAACAUCUCCACAUCACACUUCCAGGUAUGGCAGGCCUUGGAGCCCUGACCUUGAAGUGUGACCUGAGUGAGAGGAUCCUGGACCCCACCCACCUGCUGCAGCCGCUCAAUUUUGCCUUGGCACCAGACAUGAAGGGCCCCUCCUCUACUGCCCAGAGCAGGACCACAGGUUCAGCUGCACCUGUGUACAAACUUACUGCUGUCAAACUGGUCAACGCUGCCAACAUUUGUGAAUCUGUGGUCUAUGGGAUGCCGCUGGUAGUUACAGCCACCUCCUGCUGGAAGCUGGACUGGGAAGAGCUGGAGUCUAACCAGACAAACUUCCACGCUCUCUGCCACAUGCUGCAGGAAAAGGGUCUGGCAAUCUUGGCCACAAGAGAUCCUCCCCCAGGUCAGAACCAGCAGAAAUCUCCCCGUCCCUCCCCCAGAGCCCACUUCCUGCUCCUCCCCUCCCAGUCCACCUCUCUGCUGAUCAAGGCUGUGGCUGUGGCUGAGCUGCUGCUGCCCUGUGACUUCAUCUUUUUUUUAAGUGGCCUGGCAAUCUUGGCCACAAGAGAUCCUUCCCCAGGCCAGAAUCAGAACCAGCAGAAAUCUCCCCGCCUCUCUCCCAGAGCCCACUUUCUGCUCCUGCCCUCCCAGUCAACCUCUCUGCUGAUCAAAGCAGUGGCUGUGGGGGAGCUGCUGCUGCCCUGUGACUUCAUCUCACCCUCCGAGGCACCUGCACAGGAGGCCAUGGACAUUGUGGAGAGCGCCAUGGCUCAGCUUGAGGUGGAGGAAAUGUUGAACCCCCUCCUGGUGAAGUCAGGCCUGUACAGCUGUCUGACUCCGCACGUCAGGCAGACUACUGCUACUCCUGGGCAGCAGGGGAAGCGCAGGUUUCAGUACACAGCAACAUCACAGGUUCCUCAAAGUGCAGUGCCUGUAGGUUCUAGACAUGCCCCUCAGCAGACGAGGGUAGCGCAGACGAACCAAGCAGCUACUAGCACCAGUCAGAGGGGUGCACCAUUCAAGCGGCCUGAGAACAAUCAAAGGGGGCGGUUCUGUCCUCCAAAGGCAAAGAAGAGCAGAGUGUUUGAUCAAGAUGACAUGUUUCCAGACUUCACCCCUGACUUUUGAAGCUAACUGACUGUGUAUUCACUUAGCAUAGAAGCUAUUUGCAAUGGUUUGUUACUUUUCAUUUGUUUGUCACUUGUAAGUUAGGACGAAAAGGACUAUGAUGAAGACUUAAGUUUAAGAUAUGUAAGAUGAAAAUGUAUUUGCUUGCCAUGUUUCUUCAAUUUUAUCAAACUUAGUGUAAAGUAUUAUGUAUAAAAUGAGAUAUGGAUUUAUUACACAUCUUAACUUGCAAGACAUGCAGGAUUUUGUUACUCUAGCCUGUCCUGUGUGAACAUUUAAGGAAAUGUUAUAUCAAAUUUAAAUGUUCUUGUAGUAAGUAGGCAAUACAGAGCCUGCUUUUUGUCUGAAAUACUGCCUGUUCUUCGGGUUUCUGUUUACUGUAGUACCUCAUUCAUUAAAAGAGAAUCCUGUGAAAUCUUAAGAGCCCAAGUACAUUUUUCUGCUUUGCUUCAUUAGUUGGCAUUACAGAAUACAGUUACUGUACUGUAGAGUUCAAGUUACUUUUAGAUCACAAAGUUGGUUGAGGAGUUGAAUUCAUGAAAGACUUACGGUUUUGUGAAUCUUUGCCACACUGUUCAUACUGUAAGUUGUGAUACUUUCAGGGUGAUUUUUUUGUGAUCUCUUUCACAAUUCAUGGCACUGUAAAUAUGUCUCCCUUAUGUCUACACAUUUUGCCUCCUACUGCGAAGUAAAACGACAGCACAGCUAAAUGGUUCUA